AGUGUGGAGGUUUAAAGUGAAAUAUGGCGGCAUUUCGAAGUCUGUAAUUCUAAAAACAUAACCUCUCUAAAUAGUAACAGAGUUAAAUAUAUUUUGUUCGUAUUUUAUAUAAGAAAAAACAUUACUAAUUAAACAUGCCUAUAGAUCAUAAACGAAUUAAUGGUCCAGAAGUGUCUGUACCAUAUACUACGUAUAUUAAUGCUAAAUGUGAAGAAAAAUAUGCAAAAAAUUUCAUAUUUAAAAGGAAGGAUGGUCGUGCACAUAACGAACGAAGGGAAAUAUUUUUAAAAACUGGGAUAAUUAGUCAAGCAAAAGGUUCUGCAUAUAUUGAAAUGGGUGAUACUAAAGUUGUAUGUUCAGUCUUUGAUCCCAGAGAAAUUCAUAAUAAAAAUGAUUACUCUACACAUGGUGAAUUGUUUUGUGAAUUCAAAUUUGCUCCAUUCUCUUGUGAAAAAAGAAAAAUGCAUCAACAAGAUACAAAGGAGAAAGAAUAUAGUUUGAUUUUGAAAAGAGCUUUGGAACCAGCAGUUUGUUUACAUGAGUUUCCUAACUUCCAAGUAGAUGUCUAUACUACAGUUUUGGAUAAUAAUGGUUCAUCCUUAGCAGCCGCAAUAACUGUAGCUAGUUUAGCACUAGCUAAUGCAGGCGUUCCUAUGUUUGGUCUUGUUACUGCAUCUACUGUGGCUAUCUAUGAUGAUAUACUGUGUCUCGAUCCAACGUGUGGUGAAGAAUUAAAUUGUAAUAAUAACACAUUACCUUGUGAAAAUCGUGGCAUUAUAGUACAAGCAUCUCUUCCACAGCUUGAACAAAUUUCAGAAUUUUUCUUAGUAGGAAAUUUAAGUAUGGAACAUAUUACUAAUGCUAUAGAAGUCAUAAAACAAGCUAAUAAAGAUAUAUGUCCACUAUUACAACAAUGCCUAGUUAAAUCAGUUUUUAAAGUAUUCAAAGAAACAGAGCAUAAGAAAAAAGAAAUUAAAUAAAAUAU
Vespula vulgaris is the source of this 985-nucleotide messenger RNA. It is a transcript of the gene Mtr3, whose product is annotated as exosome complex component MTR3. The transcript is spliced from 4 exons. Lineage: Eukaryota; Metazoa; Arthropoda; Insecta; Hymenoptera; Vespidae. The record is from RefSeq and is a predicted model, not a curated record. The coding region runs from base 135 to 980 and encodes 281 amino acids. Gene Ontology annotation, biological process: U4 snRNA 3'-end processing; poly(A)-dependent snoRNA 3'-end processing; rRNA catabolic process. Gene Ontology annotation, cellular component: nucleolus; cytoplasmic exosome (RNase complex); nuclear exosome (RNase complex).